Messenger RNA from Recurvomyces mirabilis, 1887 nucleotides. RefSeq lists its product as uncharacterized. The transcript has 3 exons. The record is from RefSeq and is a predicted model, not a curated record. Gene Ontology annotation, molecular function: sphingomyelin phosphodiesterase activity. Gene Ontology annotation, biological process: sphingomyelin catabolic process. Lineage: Eukaryota; Fungi; Ascomycota; Dothideomycetes; Mycosphaerellales; Teratosphaeriaceae. The coding region runs from base 1 to 1887 and encodes 628 amino acids.
AUGAAGACUUUCAUUUCUUUUCUUACUACAGCUUCCUUGGCCCUACUUUCGAGCACCGUCCUUGCUCAAUCCUCCCUCAGCGCCAAUAGCAUCUGGCAGGAUAUAGAAAACACUGUCACCUGUGCCGGCUGCGAAACCCUCCUCGUCACCCUCCAGGCUCUGGCUCAUCUGGGUAACGAUGCUUUUGUCGCUAUCAUCGCCUCGGUGUGCAUUCUCUCCGGCGCGGAAGACGCUGAUGUAUGCACCGGAGCUAUUGAAUUAGAGGGACCCAUUAUCGCGCACGAUCUUCGUGAGAUGACGAUUCCAUCCAAGACGUCUCAGCUCUUCUGUACCACGUUCUUUGGCCUCUGCGAUUACCCGGCCAUCACACCGUAUACCGUCCCCUUUCCCAAGCCCAAGCCCGCGACUUCUAGGCCGGCGGCGAGCGGAAAGACGCCAAUUCAGGUCGCCCAGUUCUCGGAUAUCCAUGUGGACUUGUCUUACACCACCGGGGCGAACUACAACUGCACGAAGAACAUCUGCUGUAGGCCGUACACUGCCUCGGAUGCUCCAGGCAAAACGGCAUACCCCUGCGGACCGAACGGAAACCACCACUGCGACUCCCCCAAGACCCUCGAGCAAUCCCUCUACACCGCCAUCGAGCAAUUCGCCCCGAACGCCGCCUUCAGCAUCUUCACCGGCGACGUAGUCGAAGGAGCCGUCUGGCUAGUAAACCAAGCCGAAGUAACCACCGACCUCCAAAACGCCUACACCACCAUGUCCGACACCCUCAAAAUGCCCGUCUACGCCGCCGUCGGCAACCAUGACGCCGCGCCCGUGAAUUCUUUCCCGCCUCAAGCGAUCAACACGACCAUCUCCAGCCAAUACGUCUACGACACCCUCUCCUCCAGCUGGAAACAAUGGAUCGGCGCCUCCGCCGCCACGCAAGCAGAUAACUACGGUGCUUACAGCUACAAGCUUCCCUCGCAGAAUCUGAGGAUUAUUUCCAUCAAUACGAAUUUAUACUACAAGGAGAAUUUCUGGUUGUAUGAGCAGACGAUUGAGAGGGAUCCGGAUGGGCAGUUGGCGUGGUUUGUGACUCAGUUGCAGGUGGCGGAGGAUGCUGGGGAGAGGGUCUGGGUGCUGGGCCACAUGCCGUUGGGGAGUGGGGAUGCGUUGCAUGAUGGGAGUUUUUACUUGGAUCAGGUUGUGAAUCGGUAUAGUGCGACGAUCGCUGCUAUGUUCUUCGGCCAUACACACAAAGGCGAAUUCCAACUCUCAUACAGCAACUACGCCGCUCAGACCGCGGCCAACGCCGUCAUGACUUCGUAUAUCUGUCCUGCUCUCACCCCGACUUCUGGAAGCCCGGCCUUCCGCGUCUACAGCGUUGAUCCAGUCACCUACGGCAUCCUAGACUACACCGAAUACAGCACAUCUCUCGAGGCCUCCACCUACCAAACCACGGGCGGCCCCAUCUGGUCACCCUACUACAGCGCCAAAGCCGCCUACGGCCCCUCCGUGGGCAUCACAGCCGCAAGCGCCGAACUAACACCAGCGUUCUGGCAUAAUCUAACCACCGUCUUCCAAGCCAACGAUACCUUGUUCCAACAAUUCAACGCGCGGAAGAGCCGUGGUUAUGGCGUGAGUGCGUGUACGGGAAGCUGUAAGACGGGGACGAUUUGUCAGUUGAGGGCGGCGCAGGCACAGUAUAAUUGUGUUGCUGUUACGCCUGAGAUUGAUUUUAAGAAGGCGAAGAGAGAUGGGGUUCAGACUGGUGAGGGCCAUGGGCAUGGGCAUGGGGAGUGUGGGGGUAGUAAGGCGAAGGAGAUUUUGAUGAGUUUGGUGGGUAAUCAGGAGGAGUUGAGGAAUGCGAUUGAUAGGAGGAUGGUGAUGAUGAUGAUGAUGUAG